CGUGCUGUGCACCGAUUCCGUUGUAUUCUCGUUGUGAAGCAAACCUGAAAGAUUCAGAAACAGGAAAUUAAUAGUUUAUUGAGUAUUAUAUUACUAUGUAAGCAGUGCUUGGUUUCUUUGAAAUGACGAGAAUUAUUGUUAAAAAUUUACCAAGUUCAGUAUCAGCACAGAAACUAAAAGACACGUUUAGUCAGAAAGGUCAAGUCACAGACGUUCAACUUAAGUACGACAAAGAUGGAAACUUUCGACAUUUUGGCUUUAUUGGCUUCAAGAAUGACGCUGAAGCAGACUCAGCUCUAACCUAUUUCAACAAUACCUUUGUGGGAUCAUGUAAAAUUCAGGUUGAAAGAUGUGUAAACUUGGGAGAGAGUACUAAAGAAAGAAAAGGAAAAAAGGCCACCGAAGUUUUUCCUGCUUCUAUGCCUAUUAAAAAUGUGAAACCAGCAAAAAAGCAGGAUACAAAUAGCUUACCUGAAGAUCCUGAAUUUGCGGAAUUUCGGGAAAUACAUUCUCGCGGCCAAACAGACAAGAUUUGGGACAAUGAUGGUAUAGAUGGUUCAGCAACAAAACCUAUUCCAACAAAUAAUGGCAGCGAUACAAAUGAAGAAGCUGAUGUGACAGAUAAAAUUGCACACAAAAAGGAGCUUAGUGAUUUGGAGUACCUUAAAUCCAAAGUUGUACCUGGGGAGGAAGAGACUGACAAACCAUCAAAACUGUCUGUGAAAGUAGCCAAAACCCCUAAGGAUUACAUGCAUCUGAAAGUUAGGGGGUUUUCUUGUCAAGUUAAGAAAAAGGACAUCAAAGAGUUUUUUGCUCCUCUCAAAUUAGAUUCGAUACGGCUACCUCCUAAAGUCAAAGGUGUUGCAUACGUUGGAUUUUCUUCCGAAAAAGACAUGAAAAAAGCCCUCAAUAAGCAUCGAAGUUUCCAUGCCGGCCACAGGAUCAGUGUUGUAAAAUCUGAAAAAAAGGCAAAACUUAUUGAACACCCACAGAUCCAAAAGAAAAAUGAAGCAUGGAUUCGACAGGAAAACGACAUGAAGAAGGAAGAGACCGUGGCCGAGUCGGGAAGAAUUUUUAUUCGUAACCUCGCUUAUACGGUGACAGAAGAGGAUUUGGAAGCUCUGUUUUCGAGAUAUGGGCCUUUAGCCGAGACGCACCUUCCAAUUGAUAAAUAUUCUCGAAAAAUCAAGGGAUUUGCCUUCGUAACGUAUGUCAUACCAGAAAACGCCGUCAGAGCCCACACGGCCCUCGACGGAACUGCGUUUCAAGGGAGAAUGUUACAUCUAAUCGCAGGAAAACCGAAACCAAGUGAAGAAGAUGAUGACGAUGCUGAAGGUACUAGUUACAAGAAACAGAAGUUAAAAGACCAGAAAAAUAAAGCUUCUUCAGCUCACAACUGGAACACCUUGUUUCUCGGUACUAAUGCGGUCGCUACUUUGAUGGCUGAGCGGUAUGCGACUACCAAGGAGCAGGUUUUGUUGGAAAGCAGAGACGGUCAGCAGCAGCAACAGAGUGUAGCAGUACGUUUGGCCCUCGGCGAAACGCAACUGGUUGCAGAGACAAAACAGUUCCUUCUUGAAAAUGGGAUCGAAUUAAACGCGUUUCAAGAUGUACCAAAGCAGCGCUCGAAAACUGUGAUUUUGGUAAAAAAUUUGGACGCCCAAGCUAAUGUCGAAGAGCUUCGAGAUCUUUUUAGUCCUUUUGGUGAACUAGGCCGGGUUCUCUUACCUCCACGCGGCGUUACUGGUAUUAUUGAAUAUCUGGAACCAACCGAAGCAAAAGCAGCUUUCCGGAAGCUGGCCUAUUCAAAGUUUCGACAUAUGCCUCUUUAUCUGGAAUGGGCUCCAGUGGACGUUUUUCGAACGGCUGCUCAACGAGCUGUGUCUACACCUAUUGAAAACAAACUGAAAGUCAAAGACGAGGGAGCCGUUGCCGCUUUGGAAGAAAAUAAUCCGAUUCCUUCGGAUAAAGUUGAAGAACAGCCUGAAAAAGACACGACACUCUUCAUCAAAAACCUUAAUUUUAGUACAACCGAUGACACAUUGCGGCAGCAUUUCGAGUCCUGUGGCCGAAUUUUUUCCGCAACCGUGGCGCGAAAGAAGGAUCCGAAAAAUCCUGGUCAAUAUUUAUCUAUGGGCUAUGGAUUUGUCCAGUUUUUAUCCAAAAAAUCAACAGUUACAGCUUUGAAAGAGAUGCAAAACUCCACCUUGGAUGGACAUGCCAUUGAAUUGAAGCGUUCGAGUCGAGCGGAGAAUAAGGAGGAAACUCUUGCUACGGCAAGAAAAACUUCAUCGAAAAAUAAAGAACCAAUUUCCAGUAAAUUGCUGGUCAGAAAUAUUCCGUUUGAAGCCACCAUAAAGGAAGUGAAGGAACUAUUCAAGCCGUUUGGUGAACUGAAGGCUGUUCGCUUACCGAAAAAGUUGGCCGGAAAUGAAUCCCAUCGCGGAUUUGCGUUUAUUGAUUUUAUUACCAAACAAGACGCGAAGAGGGCAUUUGAAAGUUUGUCGGCAAGCACACAUUUGUAUGGAAGACGACUAGUACUAGAGUGGGCAGCCAGCGAGGACACGGUUGAAGAUGUUCGAAGAAGAACUACCUCCCACUUUUCAGAAGGACCUCCGACGAAACGGAACAAGAAGUUGGAUUUAGCAUCCAAUGGACAAGAAUCUGAUUGAGUUCUUUUGUUUCGCAGCAAAAACUCACUGUAAUUCCACUAAACGUCAAGUAAUACAACCUUUACAGUAAAA
This is a messenger RNA of Daphnia carinata, 2744 nucleotides long. Its product is annotated as probable RNA-binding protein 19. Gene Ontology annotation, molecular function: RNA binding. The transcript is spliced from 14 exons. The record is from RefSeq and is a predicted model, not a curated record. Lineage: Eukaryota; Metazoa; Arthropoda; Branchiopoda; Diplostraca; Daphniidae. Bases 123 to 2672 code for a protein of 849 amino acids.